CUUCUAUAUUAAAUCUCAUUCUGAUACCCACUCUUCUGCAAAAGAAAAUAACAACAAAAUCUGAUAAGAGCUAGAGAUAGAUAGAUAGUUCAGUACCUGCAACAGACUGUGUGCGGGAAAAUCUCAUAUCAGUCUGUUUUUGAAGUUUAGGUAGAAUUGAAGUUUCUUUUUGGAGCUAGCUAUGGAAGUUGCCAUGGAAAUUGAAGACGAUUUGUUUUUCGCCGACUUGAGUAAAGAAAUUGCGCUGUUAAUCAUGGAUGACGACGAUGAUCAACCCGUUGUUCGUUGUCCUAAAUCUGUUUCCAUUCAACAGGUUUUUUCGCUUCGUCCGGCUGUACCGUCGCCGUUGUUAUACGAACAAACCCGAGAAGUUAAAGGAACGGGAGUGUUCAUUCCCCGUUCAUUGCCAAGAAGGAAGAAUAGAUCUCAAGGAAGAUCAUACAACAACAACCCAAAGUCACACAAACAACAAGAUAGAUUACGAGGGGUUUCUAAUAAUAUUACUAAUUACAGUGAUAAUAUUAAUAUUCAUAACGAUCCAUCUUGUUACACCUCUAAGAGGUAUUAGAUUUGGAUCCAAGUACUACUAAUUAAUUGGGGUAAUUAUUAUUAUUACUAUUAUUUAUUUUAUUUAAUAAUUAAGAUCCUCUUUAACUUGGAGUAUUAUUAUUUCUAGAGUUUAUUGAUUAAUAAGUUGUGGAGAUUAUGUACAUGCAUGAAAGAAGAUUAUUUACUACUACUAUUAUUAAUUAAUUAAUUUGUAAUAAUAGAGGUUAAUGGGGAAUGAUGUAGUCACCCAAGGUUUGUACGCUUUCUCUUAUAGAUCAAAAAGUACAUUAUCGAACUUUGAUAACGAUGAAUGUUUUUAAGAUAUGUCAAUUUCA
Molecule: messenger RNA, 884 nt
Organism: Papaver somniferum (opium poppy)
Lineage: Eukaryota; Viridiplantae; Streptophyta; Magnoliopsida; Ranunculales; Papaveraceae
Exons: 2
Coding region: 182-568 (128 amino acids)
Source: RefSeq, a predicted model, not a curated record